AUGCCGACGAUGUCAGACGGAAACACAAUGGAAAAGCCCAAACUCACUCUGCCAAGACUUCCGCCACCUCCGCCGAGCGGACUCCCAACUCCUCCGAAUAGUAAGACAGCUGAUGGAAGGGAACGCUUGCAGCAUAUAGUCAACGUGGCGAUUGAGGUUGCUACAAGACACAAUCACCCGGAUCAGGUCCGGGCCAUCCGAGAGAUGUACGAACUAUCGAAAAAAGACACCACAAUUUCAGAGUUGAUGGACAAAGUGCUUGCUCGAAAGGCAACCCCGGAGCAGUAUGCUCAAUUCCAGAAGCUCAUGAGAAAUCUUCAGACGGAAAUGAAGGCCCCAAGCAUGGCUCCACAGACUCCGGUUGGUCCGGCGCCUCAUCAACAGCAGAAUGGCUCAUACCCUACGGUUGGAGGGAAUGGUUUGGGGGCAGAGGGGACGCCUGGAGGCGCGGCGCUGCUUAGUUCGGAACCGUCUAAGGUUCAGGAUACGGAGAAGACUACAAGUUUGAUGGAACCAGAGCGCCAACCUAUAGCCGAGCCAAAAACUGGAUCCGACACAAUAGAUCAGAUCGAUAUCGAAAACACUCCGUCAAAUUCGCAGAAUAAUAUGGGACGGACUCUCGGACAUCCGAGUGAUGCGAUGUCUGACUUUAGAGCUCCCAAGAGGCUCAAAAGAGUACGCAGAGAAGGGGAAAUUGAGUCGGUCCAAGGGGAAAACAGAAAUGGAGAGGAACGGGAGGGGAGGAAUGGAAACGUUGCCGAGGAGGGGGGAAACGAAGGAGGGAGGGGGACCAAGCGGGGGGAGGGGGUUAUAAGAACAUCUCCCCAAAACAAGUCUAUUUUUAGUGAAGUUAUCAACAGUGAUAAGGAGUUCGUUUCCAAGGUUGUCAAAGGGUGCCUUGAACGAAGCCUUAAGAACGGGCAUGCUGAUAUCGGUCGCGCAAUUCAGAGCUUUUACGAAAAGUCUUUGGUGGAAUCUCAACUUGAAGGCUUUUUUGAAGAGUUGAUCACUGGGAGGAUAGACAAGGGGCCAGUGGUUAAUUUCCAGAAAUUCAUUGGGGAGUACAUACGGAACACUCAAAAAUCCAAGCUAAAAGAGGUUUCUAGCAAUGUCCAAAAGAUUCAGUCACCGAUAUCUGGUGAAAAACCAGUCGUGGAUUCUACAUCAACUUCCGACGCGAAUACACUCCUAUCAACCAUGAUCAGCCCCUCACCGCCCGUGCCCGAGCAGUCAUAA
Morchella sextelata is the source of this 1236-nucleotide messenger RNA. RefSeq lists its product as uncharacterized. NCBI's taxonomy places the organism in Eukaryota, Fungi, Ascomycota, Pezizomycetes, Pezizales, Morchellaceae. The transcript has 4 exons. Bases 1 to 1236 code for a protein of 411 amino acids. The record is from RefSeq and is a predicted model, not a curated record.